AGGAUGAGGUUGCAGUUGAUAUGGAGUUUGCCAAGAAUAUGUACGAGCUGCACAAGAAGGUUUCUCCCAGUGAAAUCAUCUUGGGGUGGUAUGCUACAGGCCACGAUAUUACGGAGCAUUCUGUCCUGAUCCAUGAGUACUACAGUCGAGAGGCACACAGUCCAAUCCACCUAACUGUGGACACCAGUCUCCAGAAUGGACGUAUGAGCAUUAAAGCCUAUGUCAGUGCUCCAAUGGGGGUCCCUGGCAAAACCAUGGGAGUGAUGUUUACACCUCUGACCGUGAAAUACAUUUACUAUGACACGGAGCGGAUAGGAGUUGAUCUCAUCAUGAAGACCUGUUUCAGCCCUAAUAGAGUGAUUGGUUUAUCCAGUGACUUGCAGCAGGUGGGGUCAGCAUCAGCUCGGAUACAGGAUACACUGGGUAUGGUGCUGCAGUAUGCAGAAGAUGUGCUGUCUGGGAAAGUGUCUGCUGACAACACAGUUGGGCGUUUCUUAAUGGAUCUUAUUAACCAGGUGCCAAAGAUUUCACCAGAGGACUUUGAGACCAUGUUGAACAGCAAUAUCAAUGAUCUGCUGAUGGUGACCUAUUUGGCAAACCUCACACAGUCUCAGAUUGCUCUCAAUGAAAAACUCCUGAGCUUGUAACAAACAGGCUCUCUAACCAUCUCUCUCAUUUGGCUGAGAGCUGGAAGAUACAGCAGAGAUCUCCUACAGUGUUUCGCUGCUGAAUUUAUUUGGACCAUAAUUUAAUUGCUUAAAUGACUUGAUUGUCCGUGUCCUUCCCAACUCUCCUGAAAAUAUGAGACUGGUUCAGAUU
Molecule: messenger RNA, 819 nt
Organism: Gavialis gangeticus (Gharial)
Lineage: Eukaryota; Metazoa; Chordata; Crocodylia; Gavialidae
Gene: EIF3F
Product: eukaryotic translation initiation factor 3 subunit F
Exons: 7
Coding region: 21-647 (208 amino acids)
Biological process (GO): translational initiation
Cellular component (GO): eukaryotic translation initiation factor 3 complex, eIF3m
Molecular function (GO): translation initiation factor binding; metallopeptidase activity; translation initiation factor activity
Source: RefSeq, a predicted model, not a curated record